This is a messenger RNA of Scylla paramamosain (green mud crab), 2738 nucleotides long. RefSeq names its product orexin/Hypocretin receptor type 1-like. The record is from RefSeq and is a predicted model, not a curated record. Bases 289 to 1731 code for a protein of 480 amino acids. Gene Ontology annotation, biological process: neuropeptide signaling pathway. Gene Ontology annotation, cellular component: plasma membrane. The transcript is spliced from 9 exons. Gene Ontology annotation, molecular function: neuropeptide receptor activity. Lineage: Eukaryota; Metazoa; Arthropoda; Malacostraca; Decapoda; Portunidae.
CUCUCUCUCUCUCUCUCUCUCUCUCUCUCUCUCUCUCUCUCUCUCUCUCUCUCUCUCUCUCUCUCUCUCUCUCUCUCUCUCUCUCUCUCUCUCUCUCUCUCUCUCUCUCUCUCCCUUUCUCUCUUUCUCCCGUCCUCUUACAACAUCAAAGACAGCACGAGAACAUCACCACAGCAUUUCCUGCGACACUUUUCAUAUAAAAUUUGGUAGCCGGGAGGGGCAACCAACCCGGCCUUGAGAGUCAAAAAACAAGGGGGAGGAGCGAGCCUUCCUUUGAACUCCGUCACGAUGUCAGCGGGUGAGGGAACUGCAGAUAUCAGCAGCAUCUCGGACAAAAUGCUGACGCAGAUCAUCCACAACCUUCACUCCUUCCCUAAUGAGACGGUGGAUCUGACGCAGCCUCACCUCCGCCGCUCACUCUCCAACGUCUACCCGCUCUACAUCUUCCUCUACAGCCUCCUGGUGGUGUGUGGGACAGUGGGCAACGCAGCCAUGAUUGCCCACAUUCUCCGCCGGCGCCUGCACAGGAACCCAACCAACGCUUACCUUAUGAACAUCGCAGUGUGCCAGUUCAUCAUGAGUUUUCCCCUCCUGCCUCUCUCUCUCGCUAUCCUCCUUGUGCAGAAUUGGAUCUUCGGCAGCUUCCUCUGUUACUUCGUGCCAAUGAUUCAGGACGCGCCCAUUCAUGCUACUAUGGUUACGCUGGUGGUGGUGAGUGUGGACCGCUACCGUCGCAUCGUGUACCCCCACAAGGCCCGUCUGCCACCCUUCAUCGCCGUCCUGGGCGUGUGGAUAACCUCCGUCUGCGUGGUGCUGCCCUACGCAAUAUACAUGAACUACAUCGACCUGCAGGUGUUGUUCGGGAAGCAGUUCAAGGGCGCCGGGAUCUGCACCGUCAACCUUGGGGACGAUAUUGCUGAGUACAUUCGCGGCCUCUUCAUCAUGUUGUACGUCCUCCCCCUGGCGGUGAUCGGUUUCGUGCAGGUGCGAGUGAGUGCCGAGCUGGGGCGGCGAGAAGGUCCCCUUACGCUGUCAGUACUGGACCGUAGCACCUCCCGCAGCUCCCCGCCCGACCUGUGGACCAUGCCUCAAUCUCCACCGCCCUCCUCCAGCGCCAUACUGACGGAGUUACCGGAGGGACAGGAACUGUUCUCGGACGUCCACCAGCUGCCGUCCUUCCUGUCCCCCUCUGGUGGCUGCCACACGCCCUCCCUCGUGCGGGGCCGGGCGGACUCCCUCUACCAGCUGGAGGGCUCGGAGGCUGAGGCGGCCCUAGAGCGAAGGACACAGCGGUACCUGGCAUCCAUGGUCACCGCCUUCGCUCUCUGCCUGUGUCCCCUUAUGAUUCUUAGGUUGGUGAAGAACAUGGUGAUGGAGACCUACGACAACUCAGGCCACUUCGACAUCACGUUCAUCACCUUUGUGUGGGUCGGCCUUCCUGCCAACCGUCACCACGCCGGCGCUCUAUGCUGCCUGGCGCAUGAGUCGGUCAACCAAGGAGAGGAUCAGGAACUACCUUCACAUAUGCGGCUGGCGUGGAAGACGGGGAGGAAACACCCAGAACUUCACGCCCAUGUUGUACUCUUGCCACCCACGCCUCUCGAUGGACGCACCUUCCUCCGCCCCCGCUUCCUCCCCGGCCCACCUCCACCUGCACUCUCAAUCUGGAGAGCCCUCUUCUCCUCGCCCCACCACCCCAGUCUGCGCGAGUGCUUUGCCGCCCCGCCCUGAUCACCCCAGACCUUACUCCCUGGCGCUUCCCUCCUGAGGUUGUGAGGUUGGUUGGACGCGUCAUUCGGACUAAGCGGGUUCAGGUUGUAGUUCAUUAACGGAGUGGCAGCUUCAGCGUCACGCCAGUUUACUCUAUUACUACUUGGCGAAAACAAUCGUGAUCUCGUCCACUGCAGCGAGACGAGCGUGAUUCUGAAUCAGUCCCCCCUCGCUGUCAUCUCUUUCCUAGGGGUGAAAGAAUCACUUGCUAUUCACAGCUAAGUAUGAGGAAAAAAUACGGAUAUCUGGAUGAAUUGUACUAGUUUAACGUUGAUAUAUCAGAUGAAAUAUUUAUGAACUAGGUUAGUGUGUAAUAUAAGGCAACGGUAAACGGAAUCGUCGAGUGUUUCGUUGGUGGUGAUCGACGCUCAAAAGGAAGAAGGGAGGGAGAAAUAAAGGUGGAGUCUUCCCUUGCAGCACUCCAAAGUUAAUUAAGGUCGACCUAUUAAUUGUUAGUUUGUUUUAGAUGUCUCUUUACCUUUAACGCUGAGAUAUGUUACUGUAUCUUUACAAUUCUGGCCGCAUGUACACAAAUUAGGCUAACUUGUGUUAUAACUUAGAGUAUGUAUUGACUGUGUUUAAUGUUUAACUGUCAUGGGUUGAGUGACUGGCUGGUCUCGCUCGCUACGUCAGUCGGUCAGUCUGUCUGUCUGUCUGUCUGUCAAGUGGUGUUCUACAUAGUGACUGGUUUGUGUGAUCACUUAGGGAAAGCCAAGAAAGAUAAGGACGCAACAAUGCCAAAGCCAACCUGUUAAUGGAGUAUUGGCAUCAAGUUUACAUUAUACAACUUGAUACUUUUUUUUUUUUUGUUGCGUUAGUUGCAGGAGAGGUUAAAGUUACGAAGGAAGUCGUAAGUACAAUUCCAUCAAUUUGUGUUCACAUGGUUUCUGUCACUGUUAAUGGUUUGUGUUCACAUGGUUUGUCACUGUUAAUGGUGGAGAUGAAAAAAAAUGUAUAUUGUAAUCUUA